GGGGUCUACUAAUUGGAAAUACAUUCAAAAAGUUUGAAUCAUCUCAAUGUUUUGAUUAAUUUGUGAUAGUGUUUUUUUUUUUUUGGAGGCCAAAUAUUUUUUAUUUACUUUUUUAGUAAUGGAACGUUACUCUUUUUGCAUGUAAUAUUUUGCUAAAAUUAUAAAGAUUGUUCUAUGUUUGUGGCAUUGAAUAAAAAAACGUUUGGGAUUUAUCUGUAGUAACCAGCUCCGCUCAACAGAGGGCGCUAAGAUCCGCUUUAAGACGUUCCUCUUGUUCCACAGACAAAGAAGAAACAGAAGCGCGGAUGUUUGCAGAGGUUUCGAUUAGCUAAGUCUAGUAGCGUUUAAUGUCUUCUUCGCCUUUUCUGCGUCUACUUUGAGGGCUGCUAAUUCACUUUGUUGUGAAUUAGAGCUUAUCCGUGUAGACCCACGUUUCAGUAAAUAUCAGGGAAAAGUGGUUUAGCAUAAAUAUCUUCCGAAGAAUCUCCGGUAGCGGCAAACCUUUAUCUCGGCUAGCUUUAGCUUUGUUUGCGUUAUCAUGUCCGGAGGACUCGUUCGAGGACCCGCGGGAAGUAACGAUUGUCGGAUAUAUGUUGGGAAUCUUCCCCCCGACAUUCGCUCCAAAGACGUGGAGGAUUUGUUUUACAAAUAUGGAUCAAUUCGUGACAUUGAUCUGAAAAACCGCCGGGGAGGACCGCCUUUUGCCUUUGUGCAGUUCGAGGAUCCGAGGGACGCUGAGGAUGCUGUGUACGGAAGAGAUGGUUACGAUUAUGAUGGUUACCGUCUGCGUGUGGAGUUUCCGAGAAGUGGGAGGGGAGGUGGUGGCGGCGGCGGUGGUGGUGGCGGCGGCGGCGGAGGUGGAGGAAUGGGCCCGCCAAGGGGGAGGUAUGGUCCCCCCUCUCGGCGCUCCGAGAACAGGGUGAUUGUGUCAGGUCUUCCCCCCAGUGGGAGCUGGCAGGACCUGAAGGAUCACAUGCGGGAGGCAGGUGAUGUAUGUUAUGCUGAUGUGUACCGUGAUGGCACUGGAGUGGUGGAGUUUGUGCGCAAGGAAGAUAUGACGUACGCUGUGCGUAAAUUGGAUAACACAAAGUUCCGCUCCCAUGAGGGAGAGACGGCCUACAUCCGUGUGAAGAUGGACGGCCCUCGCAGCCCCAGCUACGGUCGCUCUCGCUCUCGUAGCCGCAGUCGAAGCCGGAGCAAGAGCCGAUCUCGCAGCUACUCCCCACGCCGCAACCGAGCCUCUCCCCGUUACUCGCCGCGGCGCUCCAACUCCCGCUCGCGAUCACGUUCCCGUUCUCGCUCCCGCUCACGUUCUCGCUCCCGCACCUAAACGUUUGGAAGCGGCGACGUGCCUGAGAGGCGGAGACGAAAGCGUUCCCCAAUAAAUCUUGUGUUCUCCUGGAGGAUCAUCUCAUGACACCCGUGUUCCAUCAUGUUGUCUGUUUUCUUUUUCCUCACACUUUUUGAGUUCAUUUCCUUUGUUUUCCUUUAUUUUGGAGACUUGUUUAUAUGACCCAUUUGACUUUCUCCCCUAGAGUCCCCUCACAAAAACAUGAUUUCUGUUGUCCAUCUCUUUCAUUCUGCAGUACACUUCUCCUGGCUGUCCAUCUGAAAUUCUUAUUUCUUUUUGCUUUUUUGCCUCUCCUUAGCAACCACAAAUGUCCUUUGACCUUCUUGUGUGUUUCUCUGUAGAGUUCAGAGGAACAGGAUAGGAUGGGAAGAGAGGAAACAGUUCAUGUUAAGAUAAACAGGAGGAGGAGGAGUCAAAUAUGGCACCAAUGGUAUGAUGGCUGUGCCUUGUAAACUGUGAAAUCUGCAUUAUGAGGCUUUUGUGACUUUUUUUUUUAACACCCACUUUCCAGUAGAUUGCUGUUGAAUGUUACAGUAAAUCAUGUUGUGUUCGGAAGACUCUAAGGUUGUUAAUUUUUUUGUUUUACUUUUUUUUUCAUCUUUGUAUUUUCAAAGUAACUUUGGGCUUAAAUUUAGAUAACGCCCUUUAAGUUUUAUCCCCCGAAGUAAACUCCCUGGUAGCUGCAUUUAUUAAAUGAAUUUUAUUUUGAAGGUGUGAUUCUAACUCACCUCCUUCUCUUUGCUGCUGGUAUUCUAAAGGUUUGGACUGGGCUCAUUGUCUCCCCAUUCCGGAGCUGGAUCAGGAUUCAGGAUCAGAUUAGGAUUAGGCUUCAGGAUGGAUACAUGGAGCACGACCCUGGCCCUGUCCACAUAACCCUGGCAUACCGGAAUCGUUUCUUUUUUGUAGCCUAAUCAAAAGAAAUUUGGCCCUUCUUUAAAAAAAAAAAAAAGAUUCCAUCUAUAUCUUUGAAACAACAAAGGUGCAAUUACUGACGGAAUGAGGAGGAAUUAUAUUCAAGCGAUUUGUAAUUUGAUAAGAGGAGCAAAGCUUGGAUCAGAUCCAGGAGGAGGUCUGGAAGUGGCAGGAUGGAUCUCCACACGGAAGGAGAGCGGUAAAUAGCGGGAAACCUUUGACAGCAGUAGAGGGAGGGGGGCGGGGGGCAUGGAAAUGUCUAAGGAAUGUCACAUUUAAUGUGUUUUGUUUGUUUUUCCCCAUUUAGGCCUUUUUUAUAAAUAGGUAAAACAUCAUUUUUUCCCCUUGACUCUUGUCUCCAGUAUUUCAAAGCUUUAUUCUCUUUUAAUAAAACAUUGAGUAACACUA
Oryzias melastigma (Indian medaka) is the source of this 2671-nucleotide messenger RNA. It is a transcript of the gene srsf1b, whose product is annotated as serine and arginine rich splicing factor 1b. Gene Ontology annotation, molecular function: mRNA binding. The transcript has 4 exons. The record is from RefSeq and is a predicted model, not a curated record. Gene Ontology annotation, cellular component: cytoplasm; ribonucleoprotein complex; nucleus. Lineage: Eukaryota; Metazoa; Chordata; Actinopteri; Beloniformes; Adrianichthyidae. The coding region runs from base 539 to 1330 and encodes 263 amino acids.